Messenger RNA from Oryza sativa Japonica Group (Japanese rice), 1609 nucleotides. Its product is annotated as very-long-chain (3R)-3-hydroxyacyl-CoA dehydratase PASTICCINO 2A-like. Gene Ontology annotation, molecular function: 3-hydroxyacyl-CoA dehydratase activity. Lineage: Eukaryota; Viridiplantae; Streptophyta; Magnoliopsida; Poales; Poaceae. Gene Ontology annotation, cellular component: endoplasmic reticulum membrane. The record is from RefSeq and is a predicted model, not a curated record. Gene Ontology annotation, biological process: fatty acid elongation; sphingolipid biosynthetic process; very long-chain fatty acid biosynthetic process.
CUCUCAUGAAGCAGGUCGAGGGGCCUCCCAUCGGAUCUGGGUAAGCCCGCGUCUCGAAUCUUGCAGAAUCUGCGUGCAACAUGCGGGUGAUAUGCACACAAAUCUUGCGUUGAUCUUAGUUGAAGAUCUCUUCGUUCUCAGUGUGUUCUUUUGGGUGGUCAGAUCAUGCACAAAUUUAUAUGUCCUGAAUUCCUGAUGGUGUGGUAGUAGUGCGAUUUGACUGCACGUCGACUGGUGGAUGGAUGAGAUAUUGAGAUUAUCCUGGUCAAAGCCAUUAGCCAUGAAUCCAUCAUGUUAAAAGCCAAGCACCAUCUCGAAGUCUUCUUCCUCCUCCAUCUCUCGCAGCUCUGCAAUGGCAGCGGAUGGUUCAAUGGUGCGGAGGCUCUACCUCUCUAUCUACAAUUGGGUCGCCUUCAUCGGAUGGGCUCAGGUGUUGUGCUACAUGACCUUGGCAUUGCUGGAUAAGGGACAUGAGGCCGUCUAUGCUGCCAUCGAGCGACCUCUGCUGUUCACGCAGACUGCUGCCAUCUUGGAGAUUCUUCAUUCCAUUGUAGGGUUGGUGAGGUCUCCAGUGUCUUCUACUCUCCCACAAAUUACUGGAAGGUUGUUCAUUACCUGGGGCAUCUUGUGGAGCUUCCCUGAGACACAGUCUUAUAUUUUUGUUACCUCCUUGCUCAUAUGCUGGUGCAUCAUUGAGGUUACCAGAUAUUCUUUCUAUGGCAUGAAGGAGUCAUUUGGAUUUACACCUUCCUGGCUCUUAUGGCUUAGGUACAGCACCUUCAUAGCAUGCUUUCCUGUUGGUGUGGUUAGUGAGAUUUGCCUAGCCUACACUGUUCUUCCUUUCAUGAAGGCGUCUGAGAAAUACUGCCUUAGGAUGCCCAACAAAUGGAAUUUCUCCUUCAACUACUUCUAUGCCAAUGUCUUUUUCAUGGCUUUUUAUGUCCCAGUGGUUCCAUACUUGUUUCACCAUAUGAUCGCCCAGCGGAAGAAGGCCUUGUCAAAGGCAAAAACCACAUAACUCUUACAGUGAUAGAUAAAUUUGGGGAAUUUACUGUGUACUAUUGACUUAGGGUCAAGGACUACAUAUAAUGUAUACAAGAGAUGAAAAGACACAUAUACCCUUUAACACCCCCACUCAAAUGCAAUGUGUAUACAACAAUACAUUUGGAAGGUACAACUAAACUAAAACCAAAAUAUAAGCUUAAAGAUAUUGUCGAAGCAUGUAAGUCUUGAUGAUUAAGUAGGAAAGAUGCAUCCCCUCCUCAAUGAAGUGGACCUCGAGGCUUUCACAAACUGUUCUUCAGCCCUUGGUACCAUGAAGCCUUCACAAAUUGUUCUUCGGCUCUUCAAAGAUUUGGAGUAGGUUGAGACAAUCCAGCUCCGGUGGGAGCUGCUGUUGUUGUUGGUGAUGAUAUAAAAGACUCAUACACUUAGACAAAUUGAAGAUAUGAAAUUGACUUGGAUAGAUUUGACGGAUAACAGAAGACUUGAACUGAACUGAAGGACAGAUAUAUACUAUAGCAGCAACAACCUUUUUCUCCAAACAGCAAGCAAAAGCAACAAGUAGGAGAUGGCAGCAAAAGUGGUAGGCGAAGAUGACCUCACACUU